This is a messenger RNA of Cucurbitaria berberidis CBS 394.84, 3300 nucleotides long. RefSeq names its product kinase-like protein. Gene Ontology annotation, cellular component: centrosome; cytoplasm; nucleus. The record is from RefSeq and is a predicted model, not a curated record. NCBI's taxonomy places the organism in Eukaryota, Fungi, Ascomycota, Dothideomycetes, Pleosporales, Cucurbitariaceae. Gene Ontology annotation, molecular function: ATP binding; protein kinase activity. The transcript has 6 exons. Bases 78 to 3233 code for a protein of 1051 amino acids. Gene Ontology annotation, biological process: protein phosphorylation; chromosome segregation.
GGAGCCUGGUCGCUGCUAGCCUUCUAUCAUUACCUUACCGCCGACUUAGCUUCUUGUCGUUCAAAGUAUGACCGGGGAUGCUGCCCAACGCUGCCUCUACAAAGACUCUCCGAGCUCAGAUACAAGAUGAACUCGCCCGUAAAAUCCAAAACUCGGACAGCAUCGCUGACGCCUAUAUUCGAUACCAGGACAUUCGGCAAGCCUGGUCUGGUCACGACACGAUUCAGCAUGCCUUGCAUCCAGUCCGUCUAUCGCCUGCGGACAUUGAUAGUAUUCGUGACCGUCUUCUGGAGUACUUAUCGAUCCUCGUGUACAUCGGCGCCGACGAAUUUCUUGACAACUGCCGUGAUUACUUCUUCGACGUACAAGGGAACGUUCUUCAUGACGAUUCGAAGUUACCGGUCAAAGAACAACAAGUACCGCCCGUUGGAAGUUUCCACCUCCGGCAACGAUUCUUCAGCGACCAAUUCCUCUUUAAGCCGGAGACACUUGUUGAAUCAUCAAUAAUAAAGAAUAUUGAUAGCCAGCGUCGACUUCCAUUUGAGUUCAUCUCAAGAGAUGUGUUUGCGGGCGCAUACGGCAAAGUAGACAAGAUGGGAAUAUCGCCUUUCUACCUUAAUACAGUGGAUGGCAACCAAAACCCUCAUGUGAAAUUUGUCGCAUGCAAAAGGUUUCAUGCCUCGAGCUCGUCCCAUAUCGACUCGAAACGAGAACUAGAUAAUCUACAGGUCUUGAAAGAAAGCAUCACGUCUCACGGACAUAUUCGGAUACAUUUAGCAAUCCUUUUCCAUAAGGGCGAACAUUUGAUCCUGCUGCCAUGGGCUGACCACCUUGAUCUUGACAUUUUCCUCCUUGGAGGCCACACUUUCAUGGGCACAAAGCUUUACGAUUUUAAACUGCGAUUUCAUCAGAUUCAGCCAGCAACCAUGAUCAACGACAUCUGUACCCAGAUGUCUCACAUUGCUGAUGCUUUAGAGUGGCUUCAUAAAGGCAUUCUUGGGGGGGCGCAGCGAAAUCGAGUUUAUUUUGCGCAUAUGGACCUGAAGCCGAAUAACAUACUAAUUGACACAGAUCAAGCGUCGACUGUGGGAAAGUGGGUCCUUACGGACUUCGGUAUUUCAGCCUUCAAAGAAGAUGACUAUUCAGCUCCCACCAAUCUUCUGUCAAUCCGAGAUUUGUACGAAAACUUGACCAUCAAGACGACUCCGCGCCGUGACCCUGGCGCUUACCAACCUCCCGAAAUUGAACAUAUCAUCAACAGGUCCUUGGGACCUGGUAGCAACGCUCAUCCAGGACGUGCGGGGCGAAAAGGUGAUAUUUGGUCCUUCGGAUGUAUCUUCGCCGAGGUCCUUGCCUUUGCCCUUGGCCAGACCCCUGCCGUCGAAGAUUUCCGGAAGUAUCGCAAGGGGUUGCAUAAAAAUGAUUAUUUCUACGAAAAAGUCCCGAAUCAGACACUUGUCCUACACAACCAGGGAACAUCAUAUCAGGUACGCUCUGAAGUGAGAGCCUGGUUGGGCAGGCUACCAGAAACAUAUUCGUUUCCAAACAAAGCCAUCGACUGCUGUGUGCAAACAAUCCUGGACAUUCUUGUGGCGGACGGUUCGAAUAGGCCCAGAGCGCAUGAUUUAGUUAGAAAGAUGGAGCAUGUUGCAAACCAUGUAAUCACUGCCCGACGUCCCGGGCCCCUUCGAAACUGUCCAUUGGUAAGGCAUUCACCGCAGCUACAGGUUCCACCACUGCCAAAUGAAAAUCCCGUCGACUCAUACACAUCGUUACAACACGAAAUCUCGCGGCUUCCGUCAAUCAAGAGGACCAAGACUGGAUUUGAAGAGACCCUCCUCAGUAACGGUACACCUUCAUUCGGAGGAGAGAGUCACGUAUCUAGGUUUGCAAUGCAAGGUCCGGCGUCUGAGCCCACUUCUACACAACUACAACCUACACUGAGUCCUGUAGCGGAUAGUACACAACGCUUCGAAACCAACCAAGAUAACACUCAGUUCUCACAAAAUACUACUCCUGACCGAAUCAAUUCACCCAGAGGAUUAGCAAUCAAUCUAGGAAAAGACGACCCAAGUGACUCGUCUUAUGAAGACAAAUCAUCGGGGUUCAGGCCAUCCUUCGCCAGAGAAUCCAGAUUAGACCUCCAUGGAGUUAUACUCAAUCAAGACAAGCUGCGUGAGACUAGGGAUCCGGUAGAAGUCAGUAUAGCUGACUUAUCCAAAUCUGAGGUUCUUUCAGUCUCGCUUUGUCCAUCAGGACAUCGCAUAGCCUUUCUCGUCACACGACCGAAAGACAUGCAUCGAUUAAUCUACCUCUGCAAGAUCUCCUUAAACACGCUAAAACUACAACCCGAUGGAUUACCCAUCAAAUUGCCUCUAGGCCCAGAGUGGAGUCACAUAGUACAAUCUGGAUGCAAUCACGUCGUAUGGGGCAAUAGCCGCGGAGGAAUCAAACAUGUUUACAUGGGUAGCGGAGUGAUCGAGCGCGCAAAGUGGGAUUCGACGCAGCACUCGUGGCUAGCGGCGCUGGUCGCGGUCGCAGUCUCCAAACAUGGCUCGGUUGCGUUUGUUGGAACUAAGAAUAUCUGCUAUGUCAACUUAGCAGACAUUGCAAACUUCCGGUCUCUUGACGUCGAGCAGGAACACACAUUUACUCAUGGUGCCUUCAACGACGACGGCACUCUUCUAUACGCAUGGGCAUUCGGUCGACCGGACGAUCGCCUGUAUGUUUGGCGCAUUGAUGAAGCUACGAGAGAUUUGGUCCUUCCUACAGACUCGGAAGGAAGCUAUGAGUCGAAACAACAAGGAAAAUCGAACACAACUCUCAUUCCUUAUAACAGCUAUUUAGGUUGCAUCAUACGUGCGCCAGGAGAUGUUUUCUUCCCAGCUCAAAUCCGCAGCACGCACCGUGGAAGUAGUACCACUCUUCCAAAGAUGACUACAAUAAUUCCCAAGACCGUUGCAGCUUGCGUGUAUGGCGAUCACUCGUUGCUUGUAGUUGAGAAAGGCAUUUUACAUACGCGCAUCCGAGAACAUCGUAUCGUCGGCGGCGCUAAUCACAUCAUCGAAGCUGCAGCGAAACGGCCUAUGGUUGAAUGGAAUUUUUCCGCGGGGAAGAUUACGCAAAUGAGAGUGGUCCAUGUACCAGACACCGAUGAUCUGAUGAUUAUACUUUGUACUCUGGAGAACAAGGUGGUCUUGAUCCCAAUCAUCGCGAGAGAGACAAGAAGCUGAGAGAACCGCUGGCCAGAUCUCACUAAGUUGUAGAGUUCCAUCUAUGCAAUAAUCUUAGACUAUCCAC